AUGGUCCAUAUUGAAGAGAAAUAUCAGGUACCCCGAGACUUUGAAGGUUUCGGGGAAGAAGGCUUUGACCCAAAAUGGCCGAACGGCGCUCGUAUAGCUGUGUCAUUUGUUCUGAACUACGAGGAAGGUGGCGAGCGUAGCAUUCUUGAUGGUGACAACAUGUCCGAGCCAUAUCUGUGGGAAAAGGGAGCGUCCGGCGGCUACAAGGAGAACGCUCGUUAUCUGAAUGCCGAGCAAGACUUUGAAUAUGGAAGCCGCUCUGCUUCCUGGCGAUUGAUCCGACUGUUCAAAGAAUUCGGUUGGAACUUUACGACUUUUGCGGUCGCUUUAGCAUUGAAGAAGAACCCCACUUUUGCGAAAGCACUGGUUCGUGAUGGUCAUGAGAUUGCUGCUCAUGGAUACAGGUGGCUUGAUGUGUGGGAUUAUAAUCUUGAAGAAGAUAAGGAGUAUAUUAAGAAAACGCUACUCUUGCUGAAGGAAGUGAGCGGCGAAAUACCCGUGGGUGCCUACUUCGGUCGCGGAACACCACAAACACACAUGUUAUUUCCAGAAGUAUGGAAAGAACUAGGUGCAGAGUUUCUUUGGUCGUCUGAAGUCUAUAACGACGACGUCCCAUACUGGCUGGAUCUUCCGUGGGAGAAGUCGUUGAAGGAAGCGGAACGAACGGGCAUGUUGCUCAUUCCAUACAAUUACGAUUGCAACGAUGGCAAAUUCCACAUGGCCCCCGGGUUUGGCAGUAGUGUAGGUGAGACCUACGAGAACUACCUGAAAAACACAUUCGACAUGCUCUACCGCGAAGGUGGAAAACUGAUGAACAUUCCUCUUCACACACGUAUUAUCGGAAAGCCUGGUCGAUGUGAGGCGUUGAGGAAAUUCAUGAAAUACAUUUCCGAGAAACCCGGUGUCUGGGUUACCACGAGGAGGGAUAUUGCCAAGCAUUAUAAUGAGAAAUUUCCUUAUCAGCCUGAUGGGAAAUGGAUAGAGACAGCUAAGGAGGCUGAGCAGGCAGAUUAA
This is a messenger RNA of Talaromyces marneffei, 1014 nucleotides long. RefSeq lists its product as uncharacterized. Gene Ontology annotation, biological process: carbohydrate metabolic process. The record is from RefSeq and is a predicted model, not a curated record. Gene Ontology annotation, molecular function: hydrolase activity, acting on carbon-nitrogen (but not peptide) bonds. The coding region runs from base 1 to 1014 and encodes 337 amino acids. Lineage: Eukaryota; Fungi; Ascomycota; Eurotiomycetes; Eurotiales; Trichocomaceae. The transcript is spliced from 4 exons.